This is a messenger RNA of Closterium sp. NIES-67, 2681 nucleotides long. The record is from the annotation of a GenBank genome assembly. NCBI's taxonomy places the organism in Eukaryota, Viridiplantae, Streptophyta, Zygnematophyceae, Desmidiales, Closteriaceae.
GCCUCUUAUUCUUCUUCCGUUCCUUCCUCGUCAGCAACCUGACGGAUCGUGCCAGCCUCCUGCAUCAUUUUAGACAGCCGCGCAGCCCAUAGUGCUUUGUGUCGUUCGUGACUAGCUAGCUGUGCGGCCAGUGCAGUCAUUUGUCUCUAGGUAUCGCUGACUUACCCCAGUGGGAACGAGCUUCUUGAUCCCCACGUCGCUGCUCGGAGCCUACUAACUGAGCUCAGUUUCGUCGGGACGUGUUCUAAGUUCCAAGCACAUCUCGGUUCGAAAUGCCUUUUCUUGAUCUGACCACAGUACUGACCGAGUCGGACUAGACCUCAGUUCAACAGCAUGUGGAACAUAGAUCUCAUCAAGCAUAGGCUGGUUCUACCCAAGUCGAGAUUAGAAGAACACACCACCGACUGUGCACCAUAAUAGACUCUAUUUCAAGAAAGAACUAACGACAGACGACUGAGCAAUCGGAGAGACGUUGAUCAGGCAUCCCUUACCGGCCGGAGAGACCUUGACGAAACUUUCUUCAAGAAAGUACUGUUCACAAGCCUUGUGCAUUAUCCUGACAGGCCUGAUGGACCGCGUCUCACUCAACGCCUCGGCCUAGACCGUGCACGGCUGGCGCUGGCGGCCACGCGGGCCGUCUAGAACUGACGUCCCUCUUCUCUUCUCAUUGAAGUAGGAGUGUGGGAGGGCUCCCCUCUCCUUCCCUUGUCAGGCUUUCAUUGGUUCAAUCCAUGGCGCUACUAGAUUCCACCGCAUGCUGGGAAAGAUAUCCCAUAGGUCCGAAUGCCCGUUCCUCGAGAGGGGAUCUCAGCCGCACGCGUGGCGCACAUGCCAAUAAUGGCUUUCAGGAGGCCGUUCGAUCAAGCAGGGGAGCCCAUGUUUGUCAAAAGUGCACCCUUCGUUGGACUCGCCGGUCCAGAAUGCACGUCGCAGGGCGGCGAGCGCUGCCAUCCUUCUCAGCAUCGUCAUGAUUCUGACAAUGAUCGUCAUCAUGAUGCCGCGCAUCCUGGGGUCCAGCAGGCCCGUUCGAUAAGCACCCUGCACGCCUCCGAGCUGCACGCCUGCAGCAGCCAAUUCAGCAGCCAUUUCGGGAGCACUCGCUCUCCCUCGCUCUCCGGAAGAAGAGUUCCUGAUGAAAUCGUAUUUUGACGCGGUUGUCCGCGGCUGCUUUGACGACGGUGCGGCAAAAUAUCAGGCUUCGAGGAGAGAGAGAAGACCCUGUUCUUUGUCACCCCGGCUAUUGUUUCUGCUCACCUCACUUGCGUUGAGCGCUCACUUACAUUCCGACAUUUCAGAACCUUCUCUCUUCACCGUUUACUGCCAUGAACAAUCAGACGGCCCCAUUACCUUUCUUCGACGCCCAGUGUUCGCCUGAGCGCUCUGUAACCUGUGCCGGGUUUCCUUUAAAAGGACGCUCCAGCAGAUCCUAGGGGGCCUUCCAGAGUCCCAGGUGAACGCUGGCUCGGACGACGCCAGGGACAUCACUGCAUGGAUCAUGGGUCAGAUGGGAGCAUGGGGAAAGAUGGCUUCAAGCCAUCAGAGUUGGGAACUAUCAUGCAGAGUGACGAGCCUGGGAUCACCAUGCGAUGCAAUGAGGCGUUGCAGUCAAGAAAUGACGCAUCUGUACCAGCCGUUGCGAAUUCGCUGCCCCUGGAAGCUUGGAAGGAAGUCACGAUGACGUCUGCUCGCUGCGGCGCAGUACCAGUGGCAGUGGGGCCAUCUGGGAGUGACGUCAGCGUGAUGCUGGAUGCUUUUGAGGCCUUCAAAGGCAAUGGCCGCAGGUGGUGGAUGAAUCCUCGUUGAGUGUCCAAGGCGUGGCCGCAAUUGCAGCAGGAGCAAUGGUGUCGGUACCUGAAGUCAGCACCAUGAUGGGAAAUUAUCCCCCCCUGGUUGGAGAAGGCGUGGCAGCAAUGUCAGCAGGCGCGACUGCCUUGGCACCUGACCUCAGGACGUUGCUGGAUGAGAUGUGGGUGGCUAACCAGGGCUCAGCACCAGAAGCGGCAGUGGCGGUGUUGGCAUCCUUUGGGUCUGAUGGCGGUUCUGCUGCUGGUUCAGCUUAUGAGGUGAUUCAUGCAGUAGAGGCAUCUGUGCUGGCACUUGAGGGCGAUAGCGGCGGCCCUAGUGCCAACCAGCAGAACCAAAUGUCUGCUGUCGUGGCCGUUUUGGACACAACACCAGAGAUGACACCAGGAGCGCCAGAAGGAGCACAAAGGGCAGCACAAGCAUGUGUGACACAAGUGACACAGGCUGCAGCGCAAUUGGAAGCACAAGCAGCACCACACGCAGCAGCACAUCCAGCAUACGCAACAAGCACAACCCCGAUGGCCCCAUCCACUGGCACGAGGCUUGUGGUUGGACGGCUACCUAUUCUCCGGCGGAGCACCACGGAGAAGAAGAGACGACACAGGGUCAGUGAGGGGUUCAGGCGGUUGGAAAAGACCAUACCUCCAUCGUGGAUGCGUCAGAGGUACCCGACAAGCCUGGUUGCACGGCCUGACAUGGCUUCGCUGUUGCAAGCUGCGGUUGCAUUCAUAGAGGAGCUGGAGAACCACAAGGCUCAAUUGUCACAAGCCUACGUCCAACAGGCAGCAACAUGUUACUAUUAAUCCCAGCGUCAUAUUCAGAAUAAUCCACCCGUUGGGCACAACUCGUUGCAACAUGCUAGUAACAUGGAACACAAU